This is a messenger RNA of Podarcis lilfordi (Lilford's wall lizard), 31422 nucleotides long. The record is from the annotation of a GenBank genome assembly. Lineage: Eukaryota; Metazoa; Chordata; Lepidosauria; Squamata; Lacertidae.
GGUGCCCUGAGCCGCUUCCGAAUCGGUCCGGCUGGCUGGCAUCGCCGCCUUCGCCGGAGCUGCCGGGCGCUUCACCUGCUGCCUCCGCCGCCCCGAUCGCCGUCGAAGACGGGCAGGAGGUGCCGGUGCCGCCGGGCUCGCUCUGGACCGGGUGGCGAUGCUGCGGGGAAGCUGAGCGCGGGAGGCGGAGAGGGAACGGGCGCCUGACCCGCCGCGAUCGCCGAGCUCCCGCUCCGUUUUCGCCCACCUGGAUGCCCCUUGCUCCCCCCUCGCUGCCUCCGAGGCGCGCAGACACCCCACCCCCCAAGCAGGGGAACCGAGGUACAUAUAUCCCUUCCCCAUGUUCGUGGCUUCCCCGACUCUUAAAUCUUUUGCCCCGUGACGCUUCCACACGUGACGCCGGUCGCGCCUCUUUCCGCACGUGUGAAUGCCGCUCCUGCGGAUCAGAACGGAAAGGGCUUUCGGGAUCGCGUCGCCGCCGAAGCGGGUUUCGAAUCUAGGACGUGGGGACGCGCACGCAAGCAGCUUGUCACAGGGUUUGACAUGUUAGAGACCGGGAGCAGCUAGAACGUGGGGACGCGCAAGCAAGCAGCGUGUACAGGGUUUGACAUGUUAGAGACCGGGAGCAACUCCUUCCUGGCCUGUGCUGUGUGCGAACGGUGUCCUGUGAUGGAUGGGGUGCGAAAAAGACUCCAGUGCGAAGCGUGUCGCGUAUUAACCACGGUUGUUUUCAGUUAGGCAGCGCUGAACUUGUUCCAUUACUAGUGGGGCAUUUUGAGAAAGUGGAUCUCGCGUGUAGAACUUUUCUGGGAAAUGGGAAGAUGGCUUUGCAACAUCACUGGAAUAUGCUCUGGUGCGUGGGCAUAGGUGGUGGAGGAGGGGAGGCAGCUAAAUCAAUACAAAUCAAGACAAAUCAGAGGUGGUCUCCCUCUAUCAAAAAUACUGGCUACACCCAUGUUCUUGUGCAUAGGCUCCUCCACCAGACCUGUUGAGCUGCAUUUCUCUUAACGCGCAACAUUGAAAAAGAGACUUGCGCUAGCAAAAGGACUCUUGGGCCAGUGGAUGCACAGCGCUGCAUAUGACCCCAGACCUGUUCUAAAUCUCAGUCUGUGAAAAUGCCUUAUAAACUGGUUUGUAAGGUCAAACGUAAAUCCUAAAAUGUAAAUGGCUUCUAUCUUGCAUUAAUACUAUUCCUGUGUAUGUGUAGGGGCAGUAUAAGGGAGGCAAAAAGUGCCCUUUGUGAAAAUUCCUUUUAAUUCUUCUCCCCCAUAAUAACAACUGAUUUAAUUCACAUUCACAAUUGAAGGUCAUCAUUUAUGAAAAUUCCUCGAGGGCAUUUUCCUUUCCCUGUUGCUUUAAUAACCGUUAGGAUUUCUGAGAGUAUAUAGAUGUGGCCAAUAAACUGUUCAUAUACACUUCAAUCUCGCCUGGAAUGUUUGCAGUUUUUAUGAGUUUGAGAGUUUUUAUAAACUUCUCUCGUGUUCCUUGUCUCUCCCUCCUCUUAAAAGUGUUUAGUUUCACGUUAUGCAAAUUUGCUAUUCCUAGUGGCUUCCCCUUUGAUUCAUUCUUUCAUCAUUCCGUUAUCUUCUUUGCCCGAAUCAGUACCCAAUACCGUAUAAAAGGAUGUCUGCCGGGGGAUGUUAAUGUCUUUUAAAUCACAGUAUUCAUUUCUGCUAUUGAAGCAACAUGUGCAGGCUACACUUCUUGCAAGAAAUGGGUUUGCAGUCUGGUCUUUAGAACAGAUAUGUAAUGUGUGUGUGUUUGUGUGUGUGUAUAUAUAAUGUAAAUAUAUUUCAGUGUCCAUCCACUGGAUUUGCAAUGUAAUCCCAUGUACACAUUACUUUGGGAGUAACUUGCAUUGAGUUCGGGUGCAAAUGCUUCGUCAAACAGACUUCACAUUUGUCCGAUAAUGAAACCUGUUGCCUUGGUUACUUGACAGAUUGCAAUAAUACUUUGCUUGCUAAAGGAGUAAGCGAGUUGGUCUCUUGUUAAAUAUUGGAGUCUUAGGUAAAGUGCUGAGAAAUAGAUGAGAGAGAGAGAGAGGAAUGAAAAAAGAAUUCCUCGGUUCCUGUGACAGGCACAUUUCCUCCUAUCUGGCUUUGUCUGAUAGGUGGCUAAAGAUAAUUUGGCAGCUGCUGAUAGGCUGCCGUGGCAGAGGAGUGUGUUUUGUGGGGGGAGACAGGUAAGAUGGUUGCAGAACAGGAUUCCUGUUUGACGUUGAAAAGUUAAUGUCCAGAACUGUUUAUUUUAACUGACUCACAUUGUAAUUAUGGUUGGGCACGUUAGCACUGUAGUAUAGCCUGCCCUCAAUCCAUUAUAACAUUGCUUACUGCCUUUUUGAAUUCACUGCAUGGAAAUUGCUUCUUUCACAAAUGCUUUCCAGAGGUAGGAAGAGAGUCCCUGUGCUUGGUAGAAAUUUGCAGCCUAAUUCCACCUUCUAUAGGGCCAGUGGAUGCUUCUGAUGCAACAACGGUCGCAAGCGUUGAUUCCUGUCCCGAACUUGGCUGCAGGACGCUAGCAUCCAAGACUUGCUGUAGCUUCGUGGGGGCCCAUGCCUAUGCUUGGAUGGGGAUGAGGAACCUGUGAUCUUCCAGAUGUUGCUGGAGUUCAGAUCCCAUCAUCCCUGACCGUUGGGCAGGCUGUCCGGGGCUGAUGGGAAUCGGAGUCCCGCAGUGCUGGUUUCCUGGCCCUGUGCCAGGGUGACAGAGCCAUUGCCACCACCUGUGUCCUUGGCUCAGCCCUCAACUGCAUAGAUCUGUUCUCCAGCUCUGUGCUAUCUGUGGGUGCUGCUGUAGUAGAACUAAGGGUGAGUUAUGGAGCCAAGUGUCCCCUUGCAGCGGGGCAGUGGAAACUAGCAUGCGAUUUAAUGCUUUGCAGCAAAUGUGUGAGAGGGCAUGAAUUACACUCCCUUGAGAAUUCUCUGAUCUGUGAUCUGAUCUCAGUUUGCUUCGAAAGAACAGGAAGGAGAAAGGCUACUGAAUAAACCUCUUUGGCCUGCUAAAGUUAGCCACGACUGUGUCCCAAUGGAGCAUGUGAGUCACAGCCAAUUUAAAUCCCAUUGCUUUUAAUGAAAGCCAUGACUAACUUUUAAUUGGAUCAGAGCCUUUCUCUAAUAAGAGGUCUACUGGCUUCUUACAUUUAUGUUUCUUCUAGGCUUGGCAAAGUGGUGUCAUGUGGUCAACGAGUCCAGCUAAUCAAUACUUACUUAGAAUGCUGCUUCAUUUCUGCCCCCUUUUAAAGCCGCUCAGCCCCUGCAGUAUCUAGGAUUCAGGUUUCAGAGGGGUAAUACCUCUGGCAGGGGACCCUCAGCUCUCACCUGUGGCUCCUAGAACCUGUCCGCAUGCAACAGCGGUCAUACCCCGGGAACGGCUAAACCAGGUGAGGGUACCUGAUGGGUCUCAAACCCUAGGUGAGUUAGGGACUUCCCCUUGCAUGAGAAGACAGGCUCUGGAGACUUGCACUAAUGCCAUUAGAUAAAUAGCAGGGAUUUGGUAACACUGGAGAAUUUGUAGUGUAUUUGGUGCCAGGAUGGAUUGUGUUCUAUCCUGCACUAAAAAUGAUGCCUGGGAAGGCGAGAGCUUUGUAAUUCAUGAUUAUAGGUGCACUGUGGAUUGAUCAGUGGUUUUUUUCCCCUUGCUAUACCAAACAACCACAUGGGAGUCCAUUUCGUCUAUAUAAAAGCAUUUCAUUGCAGAUAGUCUUCCAGUGUAAUCAGAACCCUGCCAAUAUAGUGGAUUUUAAAAUAUGAAAGAUCUCAGCUUUUCUGCAUCUUAGUUAGCCUCUUCCCUUUCUCUCACUUGCGUUGUCCAUUUAUUAAAUAUUUUAGUGCCCACCUUUGCGCUUUUUGAGCAUUUAAGGUCCUGAAUUCUAAUCUGUGGGUUGCCAUCUGAUUGGAUUUUACUCUGAUCUUGAUCUGAUUUUAGGAUAUAUUUUAAUUGAUUGCCUGAUUUUAUGUUGUGUGUUAUACAUUUGAUGUUAGCCACUCUGAACCCGGUUUUGGCCGGGGAGGGCGGGGUAUAAAUAAUAAUAAUAAUAAUAAUUAUUAUUAUUAUUAUUAUUAUAUUUUAUUUUGACCUGCUUCAUUCCCCUCCAAACCUGGUUAUGAAUUAUUUAGCCUUCUCUGACUCCAACCAAUUUCAGCAUUACCAGGUGCCCAAAUAAGUUUCAGCACCCUUCCAGUUCCAGUGGCUAUGCUGUCAAAGAGAAUUAAGUUUCCAAAAUGCAAUGGGGCGAUGGAAACAGAGCAUCUCCCUGAGAGUUGAGGUGCAUUUGAAACAUCUUUCAUGACCUUAGUCCCUUCCUUUCAGCAUCUCUGCUCAUUAUCCUGUUGCAAGACCUCUGCAAUACAAAUAAACGACUGCAAGAGGAACUGAAGGCCAAGGUAAGAUUGUUCAUUUGCUAGAAUCUUUCUUUCUUUCUUUCUUUCUUUCUUUCUUUCUUUCUAAAACUCUGCUUUCACAAAUGGAAUUAUGUUUGGGUUUUAAUGUGUUUGAAUUUCCAGGGACACUUCCAGCAAAAUGAUUUUAAGCCCAGCUUGGUAACUACAAAUGGGGAAAGCAAAUAGUCAUGGAAUUUACAUAAUUCAUGGCACGCUUUGUAUUUUAAAAGCUUUUUAGGUUGUGAAAUCUAAAACAGCAUAAUGUGGGAGACUUCAUAGCUGUUACAUAACUGCCUGAAUGCAAGCUAUGGUAAAAAAAAAAAAUACCAUUUAAAUAUUCUUGCCAGGAUAUAAUCUUCUGGCCAGGGCCAUGUCUUACCUUGAACAGCCACCCCCUACCUGAUGUCCUCAGAUUGAAUUCUGACUCCCACCAGCAAUAGCCAGCAUGUCCAAUGGUCAGAGAUGGUGGAGGGGAAUUGCCAGAAGCAGCGUUAGAAACUCAGAUAUAUAAGCUAGGUGCCAAAUGGCUCCUUAAACUGGGGUUACAGUUGCCAAAAUGUAAUGCCUAGUUGUCAUUUUGGGGUCAGGUGGCUUGAGAGUUGUAUUUUUCAAUGCAACUUUUUGGUUCCUGAAAAUCGUUCUGUGCAGAUAAAAUAUAACGGAUAGAAUUCUACAGGAUGGGCUAUUAGUGUGUGAAAACAGUCAAGACUGAAGGAUCCCCAGGCAUGUGCCGCAUGGUCGCAAGUGGCCAAUAGCCAGGUGUGAAAUGCUCCUGGCGAAUUUUCAAAUGAGGGCCAAAAGCAUCUGAACUUGAGCAAGGCUGAUCUUGGUUAGCAAGUGCUCCUAAACCCAUCUUUGCUUCGUAACAUGAAUGUUCAAACAGGUGGGGAAAAGCAGUGCUUAACCUUUCUGCUGUGAUUGCUGUUAAUCUGCAGCCAAUCCUCUAGGGGUUGUUUUUCCCCAGACAGGCUCCACACUUGGGAAGAAGCCUAGCUGUAGGGACAGAUUCAUAGUACGUGCACUAGGUUCAAUAUUAUUCUGCCAUAUUCGUUAGAUGCCAAGGUUGGCAUCACUGAGAACGGUCAGCAUAACUGGCAGGUAAAAAGAAAACUGGGACUUCCAUGAAUGAUUCCACAAAAGUGGCUGUCAGAGCAAAAUAGCUCCAGGUAUCUGUUUACACUCGAAGAGGAAACUUUUUUUAGUUAACGUUGACAAACAAAUUCAGUUUUUCCUGAUUUGCACUCACAGUUAUAAUUUGUAGUCAUGGUGUCACUUAUAAGCAGCAAGAAAAUCACAAGAGCUUGUUGAGUAUCUCAAGGGCAACAGAGUUGUGGGAAUAUUUAAAUAACAGCAUCUGUUUCCAGGAUCUUAAGUUGUGUAUUAUUGAGCUAGGUCACAUGAUGCUUUUUUGCUGACCCAUAAAAUGUUAAGUCUCCAUAGCCAUUCUUAUGACUAAAAGGGCCAUGGAUUCUCAAGUGAAACAGAGAUUAGUGACAUUGGCAGGAGAUUUUAAAAAGCGUGAGGUUGGCGUGUGCCUCAAAAAGAGACUUAAUCUUGAUUUAAUUUCACGCUGCAAAUGUUGAUAGUUGCUUUAGCCAACCAAGAAAAUAACCGUUAAUGCUGAUGCCUGAUAUCCAAGGGCAGGAUGCCUUUUCACUUCAGUAAUUUUAUAGAACUGGGGUUAUUAAAUCCCGGAGAGUUUUGUGCUCAUCUUGCCACCUCAUUUCAGUUGCGGUAGGGAAUGUUGAGAAGCUCAGAAGGAGCGUUUUUUUAAAAUUACAAUUUUAUUACCAUUGGGCUUUCAUCUCUUAAAUACAGAGUGAAUAUAUGAAGGAAGGCGUUGAGGAAUCAGCUGAAGAUGAGGCGACUGAAUCGGAAGAAGACUUUGAAUUUAAUGAAGGAAUUGGAUGCCUUCCCAAAAGUCCCUGAAAGCUACAUAGAGACCACGGCAACUGGAGGAACAGGUAAGCCCUGCUGGCAGAUUAAUUUCCAUUUUUAAGAAUUAUGUUCAACCAAAGGUGGGCCACUGUUGAAUCAUUUGCUCUAGCAAGCUGCAUUAGCAUAAUAAAAACGGAUACAAAUAUUUAAAAGAGCAAGCUGUCGCACAGUGAUUUUCAAACUUCACAUUAAAGAAACUUGCCAAUAUAGUUUUAAUAUGGUUUGAGAAAGGUAAUGGAGGCCCCACAGCCCAAAUUGGUUCUAUUCGGAACUGCACCCAAUUUUCUCCCUCUUCUUCUUUUUUUAAAAAAAUAUUUUUUAUUGCUCGAUUUCCACAUAACAAAUUAUCAAACCAUAUAAUCACCUACAUAAUUUCCCCCCUUUAUUUCCUCCCGUCCCCCUCCCCGCACCAAGGACUUCCCUCAGCUCCUCUCCCUGAUUUCACUGCACAUAUUUUCUCUUCAUAUUAUAAAAUUGUAUAUAUCCUUACAUAUCUGUCCAUCAUGUUAUCAACAAUAAAUUUGGGUAUGUUUAUUCAAAAUCUCUUCUUCUACCCCCAGUGGUGGAGGAACCCUCUCUGGCACCCAGGGCGGGACGCCAAGGGGCAGAGCGAACCACCCGGUGACACACUGCUCAUGUGCGGCAUCCCGUGCGGUCGCCAUGCGAGAGGCAGUCUGUAUGCGCAGCGCCCAUACUGACUGCGCGCGCCCUCGGACACUCUGCAGCUGGGGGGAGGCAGGAGCCAUCUUGUCUCUCACACACACACACACACACACAGAGUGGCACCCGUCUGCCCCCCACUUUGUACGCCCCUGUCUACCCCAUGUUGACUAGAGUCAGAAGUUCUCAUGACUCUCAUUCUCUGGAGGACCCCUGAUUUGGGUAAAUAACCCUACAGAUUUGGGUCAACACUCUUGGAUGCAAAGGCUUUAAAGCCCUAUACAGCCUAGGACCCUCGUACCUACGGGACCGCCUCUCCUGGUAUGUCCCACAGAGGACCUUGCAGUCUUCAAACAAAAACAUCUUGGAGGUCCCAGGCCACAGGGUGGUUAGGCUGGCCUCAACUAGAGCCAGGGCUUUUUCGGCUGUGGCUCCGAUCUGGUGGAACACUCUGUCACAAUAGACUAGGGCCCUGCGGGACUUGACAUCUUUCCGCAUGGCCUGCAAGACAGAGCUGUUCCACCAGGCCUUUGGCCAGGACACAGCCUGACUCCCUCCUUUGGCAAUCCUCACAGAACUCUAGCCCAAUGGUUGCCAUUAAUCUGAUUUGAACUGAUUUUAUAAUGAACUGAUUGUAGAAUGUUGUAUUAUUUUACUGUUGUUAGCCACUCUGAGCCCGGCUUCAGCUGGGGAGGGCGGGAUAUAAAUAAAUUUUUUUUUUUUUUUAUUAUUAUUAUUAUUAUUAUUUCAUCAUAUCUCAAAAUCUAUCAUCUGAGACAGGUUUCUAAACCCUACCUGAUGUUGGGGCUGGCCUUAGCUAGCUGCUAAUUCACCUAUGUAGCAGUUUCUGGGAUACAACUGAGGGGAUAUGCCAGAGUUUGUAGGCGGCGUUAAAUAAACAGAAACACCAUUUGUGGCUGCCUCUUUCGCCCUCUUGCACAGGCAGGCUAUUACUCCAAAGUCCCCAAAUAAUACCCCUCCCCACAGAAUUUUGGGGGGUUGUGCCACAGGGCUUGCUCCCCAAGAAGUGUGCGCAGUCUUGGAUUUCUUUUUGAACGAUUAGCAUUGUUACAUUUUGCUUGCCCGAAUGAUUACUCAGCCUUAAUGAAAAGGCUGCUUUCUGAAUACCUGAACUGAACAUAUUGUGCUACAAAACUGGCCUCUAGUCCUUUUCUGGCGCUUUUCAUGUGUGCUCUUUGCUCAUUAGGAGCAAAAAAGGUUGAGAAUUUGCUUUUUAAAACCUGUAAUUGGUACAAAAAGCAUUCCUCCUCUCUGUUUUUUUGGCAGACCUUUUCCGGGUUUUUGCAUUGCAAGAACUCAUUGAGCUUCUGUUACUGAAUAUGGUGUGCCCUUUCCUACCACGGAUCAACCCCUUCACCCAUUUUUAUGAUUUCUCAGAUAUAGAAUUUGCAAGUUCUGUAUUUGCGCUCGCAGGCUUCCCAUAAUCGUUUGGUUGGCCACUGCGAGAAAUUGGAACAGGAUGCCUGGGCCAGAUAGGCCUGUGCAAGGCUCUUUUUUGUUCUUGUUGCUUGUGUAGACCAUUGCCUUUUAGGAAUAACGAUUGUGACUUUCACCUAAGCGCUCCCCUUCCAUAUCCUCCAAGGGGCAUCAUGAGAACUGAUCAAUCACACUGAAGAAUGGGAAAGGGGAGAUGAAUUAGGGGACACAAGGUUGGGCAGUGUGUCUGGAGGUCCUGGGCUGCCUAGACAAGACCCUUCGUGGCCUCGCUGAUGUGGUCCGAAGGAAAGCAGAGCAAGACAUCUGGCACCAGCUUAGCUGCCAGAGUUGCCAGAAGGAAGCUUGCAAGGCGCCAUCUGGCAGUCUUAGGAUCUCCACUCUGGAUUUAUGUUGGGUUUCCUCCUCCUGAAGAUAUCCCACAAGGCAGCAGAGGUGUAGGAUCAGAGUUUUCUUUCUCCUAGAUGGGCUACUUUCCCAGUUUUCCGAGGCCAAUCUGACUCUCAUUUCCCUCGACGGCACAUGCAGAAACUGUCUUCUUGACUGCUGGACCCACUGCUGGCUUCGUCUGCUCAAUCCGCCAGAGUCUGUAUUUGCAUGCAGGGGUCUCUAACUCAGUGAGGGUUUGAGACCCCUUGGCCACCCUCUCCUGGUUUAGUCGCCCAGUCAAAGCUGUUCCCAGGGUGUGGCUGCUGUCGCAUGCGGACAGCUUCUAGGAGCAGAGUAAUUUUUCCUGAGUUUUUCAUCGCUGCCCUGAAGCAGAGUAGGGAGAAACUUUUCAAACUGCAUUGCUUAAUAUAUUAAUGUGUUUAGUAGAAAGUGUGUUCCACGUUCCCUUUUUUCUUUUUGCAAAUUCAGUGGAUAUUGUAUUUAUGCUAGCUCUUUCUUUCUUUCUUUCUUUCUUUCUUUCUUUCUUUCUUCCCAGUUUCUUUAAUAGCGUUUACAACGAUGGCUCUCUUAACCAUAAUGGAGUUUAUGGUCUAUCGAGACACCUGGAUGAAAUAUGAAUAUGAAGUAGAUAAAGAUUUUACAAGGUAAUUUUUCGCUCAUUUGCUUUUCAAACCUGUGCGGAUUGCAUGCUGUUUUACGCUUCUUAAAAACAUCUUGGCUGCCCUCAGGCAAUAGCUUUCAGAUUUCCAUUUGAAUCCAGGAUGCCCUGGUAACAGCAACGCCCAGCUAAUUGAGAAGCUGAAAAACAAAAUUAUUACCUAUCUCCUGGGGCAAGAAGAAUUGAGGAGAGGAAGCAUGGCAUUUAGUCAGAGUCCAACAGAUGUGACCAGUUACCUGGGGAUAAUUCAUGUUGCUCUGUGAGCACGAGACCCAUUACUGUGUGGCUGAACUCCAUGCCUUCUCAGUAAUGUCUGUAGGAAGAAAUCACAUGACGAUUGAUUUGGUUACUUCUAAUGUGAACGUUGUCCUUGAGCUUGUGAUCAAAUCCAUCACCUAAGCCCAUGAAGUUGCUGGUCACAUCCUGUAGGAAUUAAUGUGCUUUCCUGCCUUUCAGAAUCAGCUGCCAUGCUGGUUAGGCACUUAGUAUUUAAAAGUCUGACACCAUUGGAUUUGCAUGUUCUUGCAGUUAUCCAUUUGCCGCUGGCCAUGGUUAAGAGUGCAGGGAUGCGGGUGGUGCUGUGGGUUAAACCACGGAGCCUAGGACUUGCCAAUCAGAAGGUCGGUGAGCUCUUGUUGCUCGGUCCCUGCUCCUGCCAACCUAGCAGUUCGAAAGCACAUCAAAGUGCAAGUAGAUAAAUAGGUACCGCUUCGGCAGGAAGGUAAACGGCGUUUCCGUGCGCUGCUCUGGUUCGCCAGAAGCGGCUUAGUCAUGUUGGCCACAUGACCCGGAAGCUGUAUGCCGGCUCCCUUGGCCAAUAAAGCAAGAUGAGCGCCGCAACCCCAGAGUCGGCCAUGACUGGACCUAAUGGUCAGGGGUCCCUUUACCUUUAUGGUUAAGAGUUAAAAAUGGCCUGCAGGAUUGUGCAGUCAUUCCCCUCAAGGGUGACGUCUCCUUGCCCUUUCCCACAAGACUUCACCUUUAUUUACCUAUUUUGAUUGAUUGAUUGAUUGAUUGAUAGAAUUUAUAUACCGCCCUAUACCCGGAGGUCUCAGGGCGGUUCACAGGACAAAAUCAAAAUAUAAAACCAAUGUAUAUCUCCUUUCCUCACAGAAAAGCUCAGGGUGGCUAACAAUCAUCCUUCAUUAAAUAAAUAAUUCCCCUUUGGCAGUAUAUGUCCUGGGGUAAAAUCCUAAAAAAAGCUCAGCAACGUUGGGAUAGAAUUGUAAAAAAGUCUCAACAACUUCAAUCCUAAAAAGAGCUCAACAACUGUGGUCGGCCCUCACACUUAUUCACUUCAUCAGAUCUGGCCCUCUUGAAAAAUGUUUGGGCACCCCUAGUUUAAGGCUUCAUUGGGGCCCAUUUUUGGGAGUUUUCCACUUGGUAACCAUUGGGGAAAGAGUCCUUUCAGUGUUGGCAUCUUGGUUAUAAAAUUAUCUCCCCCAACACUUCAUGCCAUUUUCAAUCAGCUGAACACCUUUUCAUUCUGUCCAGGGUUUUAAAUCUGCUAUAAGUCUGGGGCUCGCUAUUUACUGUGAUUUUUGAGCCGUUUGAAGCCCUGACUUCAAUUCUUGUUUAUGGCCCAACCCAAGUUCAUGUUAACCAUGGUUAUUCUCGAUUCUUUAACAAUGGUUAAAGCUUGUAACGAAUUCGUAAUCGAUGGGAAGAGAGCAUACAAUCCGCCACUUGCUCCCAGUCUCUUAAACAUGGCUAACGGGUCGCCUGCCUUGCAUCCCCCAAGUUGAGAAAUAAUAAUAAUAUUCAGAUCAGAGCACAUUUUGCCACGUGUCUGCCUGCUGGGCAUCGCUUGGGAGAAUCAUCAGCGUCUUGCCUCUCUGUUUGAAGCCGAUGUGAUCUUAAUGCUUUGGCAAAUAAUAGCUGUUGUGAAUUUUGGCUCCUUGCUUUGUUGUCAUGGAGAUAAUUGGCUGAUGUCAGCAUCAGUCUAAUGAGCAGGAGGUGCCUGGAAAUUUUGAGAUGCUGUACCCCUUGGUAAGAAAUCCCAGGUGAACUAUCUUGCCUUGUUUGACCAGUUAAAUGUGGGGGCUCCUUCCUAAAUCUAUUGAGUUGCUUCAACUUCCUGUUCCUUAUAUAAAAGAAAAAGAGUAUUUUGAGUGUUUCUGCCUUUCCACCUUAUCCAAGGCUCUGCAUAUCUUUCAAUAUUCCUUCCAACCUUUUAAGAAGCACUGUGAUAGUUCACGGUAUUAUGCACACGGAAGUCACUGCAUGUAGGUACUUUCGUAGGAGUUUCUUCCGAUUUCUUCAGACGGCUCUGUUCAACUCACAGAUACAACCACUUUUAUCCGGUGCUGAUUUGUAUGUAGAGACGUUACGUCUUGCUUUAAAUAGAAAUGCAAUCUUGGUUCCUUUCCUUACUUCCUCUUGUGGGUGUGAAUGCAAGCAGAAGUGAAACAAAUUAUAAGCAUUCCCGUUCAGAUAGCUUAAUUGAGGCUUUCUGCGAGGAGAAAUGCUUUGCCAAGGUGAGAUUUUGCAGUAGUCUUUGGCCUCGAGUGCAAAAUGAUCGGCAUUUUAACUGGACAUAGAUAGAGCACCAAGCAGAAUGUUCUUUACUCAAGAUCCACAAACAGCAAUUUGAAAGAGGAGCAGGAAUACACUACUUUGCGGUCAUGAGAUGUUCACUGCACUUCUGGGGCAGCAGUCACAUGAGAGAUAGCCCAAACAUAAUAGUUUGAAUCCUACAAACUGUGAUUUGGGAGAUUAGGGACUUAGCUCGUGGUUUGCAUGCAUGUGCAAACUGAGGAAGGCCAAACAUGCAAGAAGCGAAGUUACAGGGAACCAGGCAGAGGGCCUUCUCGGUGGUGGCGCCUGCCCUGUGGAAUGCCCUCCCAUCAGAUGUCAAAGAAAUCUGAAGGCAGCCCUGUUUAGGGAUGUUUUUAAUGACUGAUGUUUUAAUGUAUUUUUAAUCUUUUGUUGGAAGCUGCCCAGAGUGGCUGGCCUGGGUAUAAAUAAAUUAUUAUUAUUAUUAUUAUUAUUAUUAUUAUUAUUAUUUGUUCCAGAAGUCAAGAGGUGAUGCCCACCAUUCUUUUGCAAGGUAGCAAAUGCCUCUCUAAAUCUGCCUUUAGCCUUCUGGCUCAGAAUUCAUGGUACACACUCGUAGUUCCGAUACGAAUGAUCUGCUGUCUCCUAUGAAGCGUGUGAGCCACUGUAUGCCAUAGGAAUUACAGUUGUACCUUGGAUCCCAAACGCCUUGCAACUCAAAUGUUUUGGCUCACGAACACCACAAAAUGAGUGUUCCAGUUUGCGAACGUUCUUUGGAACCCAAACGUCUGACGCGGCUUCCGAUUGCGUGCAGGAAGCUUCUGCAGCCAAUCGGAAGCCGCACCUUGGUGUCGAACGUUUUCAGAAGUUGAACGGAUUCCAUUUGACAAGCAAGGUACGACUGUAUUCUACAGCAAUCUCACGUAGCUUUUGUGAAAUUGACAUGCUUUGUCUUCUUUCCCCCCUAGCAAAUUAAGAAUCAAUAUAGACAUUACUGUCGCAAUGAAGUGUCAGUGUAAGUAUUCUGAUGCAAUGCUGUUCAUUUUUUCAGUUUGAAAUUACUAUUUUUGUUACAGUAAUAGGAGGGCACUAUCUAUUACCCACAAAAACAAGAGUUGAUGCCAAAAAUUGUGUCCCCAGGACUGUGUGAUCAUUUACCUCAUGGCACAGGGAUGUUAAUUUUAGCAAUAAUUUCUUUUUUAAAUACACACAUAUAUAUUUAUUUCCUUUUUCCUUUUUAUUCGAUAUUAAUCCAAAAGAAGUGAUGUUAAAAAUAUAAUAAAUAAUAAUAAUGGAAAUAUAUUAUAUAUAGCUUUCUCGAUCUACAUAAUAAUAUCUGUAAAGUUUUACUGGAAUAGAUUAUAAUAAAAUGUGUGGAUUUACAUUUUCUAGUACGUUAUUACACUACCCCAUUUUUCUAUAAAACAAACUUAAUGUGGUACAUCUGCUCAGAGCAAGUGCUUUCCAUAUUUCUAAGUGCAGACAGUCAUUUAUUCACAAAGUAAACCUGAUUUUUCUGUUUUUUCUCUGGUAUAAAUCCUCAUUUACUAAUGCUCUGGACUAAGUUCAACUUCGCUAAGCAGGAUGAGCUUUGCAUCACAUAAAACUUUAGAUAAUAAGACAUUUGUGGUUUUUUUCUGUUGCCUCUAACGAUUAUGGUAUUUACUUGGAAGAGGGAAAGGGGAAAGAAUCAACCCAGUUCUGUCUUUAGGGGGGGGAAAGAAUCCAUUCUUUUCUUACUGUAAGAAAAAGAAAAAUAGAAUUGCACAUUGGAGCUAAUAUAAAGCAAAAUGAGCUGAAAUAAUGCCCAUAUACUUUACGGCAGCCUUCUCCUGAACUAAGGCAUUGUAAAAUUUGCUUGUCCUUUUUUACUUAUCAGACGUGCUGACAGCAGUCUGUAGCAACAAACCACGCAAGGCUUUGCUGUCAUGAAAGGACUGUGACAUUUCCAAAGUCCUCAUUAGAAAGAAACGGGUCACUUAAGGUGCUGCAACUGGGCAGCUCAAAAAACUCACCAUUGCACAAUCUUUUUUCACGUGCGGCGCCAAAGGUCGCUGUGACAAACUGAGAUCUCCUUAAGAGGCAGAAGGAAGAAAACCUGACGUUUUUCAAGACAAACUGUUAGAAAAAGAGCUGUUAGAUAUGCCAGUUUUACCGGCCUGUUUUUAUUCUUACCUGCCUGCCUUAACAUUUAACCUUUUUUGCAACAGAUAUUGGGGCCGACGUUCUAGAUCUGGCAGAAACAAUGGUAUCCUCUGCGGAUGGAUUAGUUUACGAGCCAGUAAGUUCGCUCCAUUCCAUUCAUAAAUGUAGAUUCUAUUCAUAAAUGUACAUUCUAUUCAAAGGUAGAGGGGCAUAGAAAACUACUUUUCAUUUUAAUGAGCCUAGGCAAAGAUCCACAGUUUGCAGAGGCCCUGUGCACAAGGUUUAGGUGUGUAAAACAAGAUGGAUGAACCUUAGAGAAUGUUCAGGGUUCCCCCUGCUAUCCUUGGACUACAACUCCCAUUAUCCUUAGCUAGCAGGACCAGUGGUCAGGGAUGAUGGGCAUUGUAGUCCAACCACAGCGAGGGGCUUGAGUUUAAGAAACACUGCCUUACCAAGUACCAUAAAAGUCCCUGUUCCAAGGAUAUUGUAGUCCAGAUUUUAGACUGGGGGGUGGGGGAGGUGAGGAAUGCCAAGAAUAGCAAGGCUUGAAGGCAAGUUCAUGCAUUAACAUAAGCUUAGUUUCAUUUGAGGAUUAAUCAUUGCUGUGGGGCUGAACAUUUUCCAUUUCUUAAAAUUUUAUUUUUUUUUAAUCAUAAAAUCUAGUAAUGUGAGGGAUACAAAACCAGUUUCAAAUCUGUGACUAUCUCUUUUUAAAUCUUUCUUGUUGCUCUUUGGAAAAUUAAGAUAUUUACAUGGCGUGUGAAAUUAACACGGCAUUCUUUAAUUUUUGCGGAACUCUUUACUGAAUGUCGAUCUUCUCCGUUGCAGGUAAUAUUUGAACUCAGUCCUUUGCAAAGAGAGUGGCAAAGGUAAGAAAUAAUACAGGUGCAAUACAGUGUAUGUAAGCAGGCCGAAUAGGGGUGGGUGUUUAAAUUUGACACACACACACAGUUUCCACUUAAAACUAAGAAAUAAAAGUAAACAGCUAAUAGCUCACAAUGCACUUAGGGGCCUUCUGCAGUUCAAGUCCAUUUGCCGUGUAAUUUCUGCAAAUGGAGCUGGCCGCAGUCGUCAUAGAUCGAUCUACUGCCUGGUUGGGAAAACCUCCGGAUUUUGCUGGGCUGUAACUCCCAUGAUGGGACGUGGGUGGCGUUGUGGGUAAAUCCUCAGCGCCUAGGACUUGUCGAUCGCAUGGUCAGUGGUUCGAAUCCCCGCGGCGGGGUGAGCUCCCGUCGUUCGGUCCCAGCUCCUGCCCACCUAGCAGUUCGAAAGCACCCCUAAGUGCAAGUAGAUAAAUAGGUACCGCUUUAUAGCGGGAAGGUAAACGGCGUUUCCGUGUGCUGCGCUGGUGCCGGCUCGCCAGAGCAGCUUCGUCACGCUGGCCACGUGACCCGGAAGUGUCUCCGGACAGCGCUGGCCCCCGGCCUCUUAAGUGAGAUGGGCGCACAACCCUAGAGUCACGACUGGCCCGUACAGGCAGGGGUACCUUUACCUUUACCUUUAACUCCCAUGAUCCUUGACCCAUGGCUGCGCUGACUGGGGCUGAUGGGAGUUGGAGUCCUGCAACAUAUUUGGGGUCAAAGGUUCCUCAUCCCUGGACUACUGCAGCGCAUUGUUUGUGGGGCUGCCUUUCAAAAACAGCUCGGAAACUUGGCUUAGUUCGGUAUACAGCUGUUGACUGGAACCAGUCUGAUGGAGCGCAUCCCACCGGUUCUUAAGCAGCUGUACUGGCUACCAGUUUGCAUCAGAGCACAAUACAAAGUGCCGGUCUCCAUCCCUCCGGUUCCUUGGCAUCCAUCUGUCUCGGAAGACAAGGGAGGAGUGUGCCUUUGGGGGUGAGGUCAAGCUGUUGGAAGGUUGCAGUGCCUGCUGUGGCUGUAGACACUGAUACGGGAGAGACAUGUUUUGCUGCAGCUGGGGCAGAUGAAGGCGUCCGGUUUUGCCGCUGCAGAUUCACCACUGCUUUUUUUUCCUCUGCGCUCCUCCCAGUGAUCCUUUCGACUUGACUUGACUGCCUGCCUCCAAGCACUGAGUUUUUUAGGGGCUCCCUUGCUCCUGCGUUAACAUACGGUGGUGCUGAGACCGUCUUUGCACGGUGCUGUGCCAUAUGGGGCUCAAGUCUGGGAAUCAUCCAAAACUGGGCGAAGGGAUAUUGUGUCAGCAAAAACUAUGCUGGCGUAGCCCCACGCCACACAGCCCUCCCUGCUUUGGGGAUGAGCGGGCUGGAACACGACCCUCUUAAAGGUAAAGGUAAAGGGACCCCUGACCAAUUAGGUCCAGUCGUGACCGACUCUGGGGUUGCGGCUCUCAUCUCGCUUUAUUGGCCGAGGGAGCCGGUGUACAGCUUCCAGGUCAUGUGGCCAGCAUGACUAAGCCGCUUCUGGCGAACCAGAGCAGCGCACGGAAACGCCGUUUACCUUCCCACCGGAGCGGUACCUAUUUAUCUACUUGCACUUUGACGUGCAAAGUAGAGAGGCUUUUUUGAGACUUGGUGGAGAGAGAAAGCUGCCUUCUGCUCAUACAGUGAGGGAAAGAAGUAUUUGAUCCCCUGCUAAGUUUGCCCGUUUGCCCUCUGACGAAAAGAUGACCAGUCCGUAAUUUUAAUGGUAGGUUUAUUGUAGCUGCGAGAGACAGAAUAACAACAGGAAAAACCCCAGAAACCCAGAAGACAAAAAGUCAGAGAUUCUGUCUCUCACAGCUACAAUAAACCUACCAUUAAAAUUACGGACUGGUCAUUUCUUCAUCAGAGGGCAAAUUUAGCAGGGGAUCAAAUACUUCUUUCCCUCAUUCUAUGACUUUUGGGUGCAACUUUGAAGGUUUCUUCCUGUUUCAAAUUUUUGUCGCUAGCAAAUAAGAGUAGCCAGUAUCUUGUGCGUGUUUGUGUAUAGACAACUAAAUACUGUACAGCUUUAUUGUGUCCAUGUCACACAUGGCGUGGGGAACCUGUGGUCCUCCAGAUGUGCUUGGGCUCAAGGAUGAUGUGUGUUGGGCAUCAAAUAACAUCUGGAAGGCCGUGGCUUUCCCAACCCUGCUUUUACGCGGCUGAAUUCUUUCUCCGUUAUCCAUCUGAAUUGCAGGAUGCUGCAGAUAAUUCAGAGCAGGCUGCAGGAAGAACACUCCCUCCAAGACAUAAUAUUUAAAAGUGCUCUAAAAAGUGCCUCGACGGCACUGCCACCAAGGUAAACGUUCGCGGUUCGCAGUUCACCCUUUGCUUCAAGCAUUUACUAUAUGCAGGGGGAUUAAAAAUAAUAACAAUUGUAUACAUGUGGUCUUACGCGUGUUUCUUCAGAGGCAAAUGCCAUUGCCAUCAAGGUGUGUUUAAGAUCAUACAGAUCAUACUGAUCUGCAGGUUACUCACUUCUGUAGUCUCCUCCCCACAGAAAAAAUGCUACGCUUGCUCACCAGCAAGUUCCAGUGAAACUAAUGGCUCUUAAAUGUGUUUUUGAGGAACUUCAGGGGGCAGGGAAAGGAAGCGAUUUGACAGUUCUGACAUGAAUUCUAAAAUAGCUCAAGCCUGUAAGGAUAUUCUUCCUGGAUGCUGCCCUUGUUGGCACUGUGUCUCUUUUUGUUUCUGAAAUCAAACAUGCCCUUUCCUUUCUUCCUGUCAUAGGCUGAAGUCAACAAUGACUUCUGGGCUCCUGAGGAGCUCAACCUUUGGCUUCUUCUGCCGUUUGUUUGCCCAGUACUGCAAAUAUCGUAACUGGUGACACAGAAAUGCCCGCGGGGCAUGAAAAGUAACGUUAUCCGUGGCUGUAACUCGUUUUCCUUCUUCCAUCAGGGAGGACAAGUCAUUCCAACCUCCAGAUGCCUGCAGAAUUCAUGGGCAGCUGUAUGUUAAUAAAGUCGCAGGGAACUUUCACAUAACUGUGGGCAAGUAUGUUCAUUUCAUUUACUGAAAACACUAUAAACCAACUCCUCCCUCCGUUAUCGGCAUGUUGGGGGCUUCACUUUAUGAUGGACAGAUCAGCAGUGAGAACAUAUGCAUGUCUACCUUGAAACAAAUUCAUAGAAACAUAGAUUUUUAGACCUGGAAAGCUAUGAUUGUGUCUUUCCUCAUCUUGUCCAGGCCCCUGCAAUGCAAGAAUCUUUUGCCGUACGUGGGGCUCAAACCCAUGACCUUGAGGUGAUUCCCAUCCCCCUUUUUUAUAACACUGCUUUUGAUUUUUUAAAAAGCCCUUUGGGAUUUUUCUCCUCUCAAGAUUAGACAUUUUGAAUAUCUACCUAUGAACCCCUUGGGAUGGGAGUCAAAAAACUGGUCCUGCUUGCGAAAACGUGGGCAAGGACUUCACUAGCACAACAGGGCUCCCCCCCACCCUCUAAAAUUGGCUCAGUGGGUUCUGGAAAACCUCCAGAACAAUACGCUGUGGAGGGUGGAUCAUUCUGUUGGGCAAGCUGACAGAACGAUUGCCAAAGUGCUAUGCUGAUUUCCUAACUUUCUGUUUAACCUUCCACCGAGGAAUCUCAAGUCACAUGCUUGUUUCCCCACCGUGAAUAAUGUUCUUUUUCUCAGACCUUUAGCGUUAGGGUUGUAUCCAGUGGUUGUGUUGGCAGAGGGCAGCUCAGGCAACUGAUAUAGUAAUAAUAAUAAUAAUAAUUAAUAUUUAUACCUCGCCCAUCUGGCUGGGUUUCCCCAGCCACUCUGGGCGGCUUAAAGGUAAAGGGACCCCUGACUAUUAGGUCUAGUCGUGACCGACUCUGGGGUUGCAGUGCUCAUCUCGCUUUAUUGGCCGAGGAAGCCGGCGUACAGCUUCUGGGUCAUGUGGCCAGCAUGACUAAGCUGCUUCUGGCGAACCAAAGCAGCGCACGUAAACGCCGUUUACCUUCCCUCCGGAGCGGUACCUAUUUAUCUACUUGCACUUUGAUGUGCUUUCGAACUGCUAGGUUGGCAGGAGCAGGGACUGAGCAAUGGGAGCUCACCCCGUCGUGGGGAUUUGAACCGUCGACCUUCUGAUUGGCAAGUCCUAGGCUCUGUGGUUUAACCCACAGCGCCACCCGUGUCCCCUCUGGGCAGCUUACAGCGCAUUAAAAAUGGUAAAACAUUAGUCAUUAAAAAUUUCCCCAUACAGGGCUGCCUUCAGAUGUCUUCUAAAAGUCAGAUAGCUGUUUAUUUCCUUGAUGGGAUCUCUCCUUCAUCCCCUGUGCACGGUGUGGGCUGUACCAUAUGGGGCUCAAGUUUGUGAAUCACUGAAAAUUGGGCAAAGGGAUAUUGCAUCAGCAAGAACUCUGCUGGUGUAGCCCCAUGCAACACAACCCUCCCUGCUUUGGGGAUGGGUGGGCCUCUGGAGUGGGCCUCAGCCCAGUAUACCUGAAGGAGCGUCUCCACCCCCAUCAUUCUGCCCGGAUGCUGAGGUCCAGCGCCGAGGGCCUUCUGGCGGUUCCCUCACUGCAAGAAGCCAAGUUACAGGGAACCAGGCAGAGGGCCUUCUCAGUAGUGGCACCCACCCUGUGGAACGCCCUCCCAUCAGAUAUCAAAGAGAUAAACAACUACAUUCAGAAGACAUCUUAAGGCAGCCCUGUUCAGGGAAGUUUUUAAUGUGUGACAUCUUAGUGUAUUUUUGUUCUUUGUGGAAACCGCCCAGAGUGGCUGGGGAAACCCAGCCAGAUGGGCGGGGUACAAAUAAAUUAUUAUUAUUAUUAUUAUCAUCAUUAUUUUGAGACUGGGUGGAGAGAGUGAAAGCUUCAUUCUGCUCAUGCGACUUUAAAGGAUUUUUUUCUGUCUCAAGUUUUGGUUGCUCACGAUUAAGAGUAGCCAGUAUGCAUCAUCAUCAUCAUCCUUUUUAUUCGACCGUCAGUCAGAAAAAAGUACAUUUUAUCAAUACACAGUUAAAAACAUCCAGGAAGAUUUUAAAACUUAGCCAACACUAAAAUGGGCUAAACAGAUAGCCCCAUAUCAAUACAGUCAAUUAUAGUCUUGCGACGCUUAAAAGCUAAAAGAAAAAUUUGGCCACCAAGGAAGGUAUAGCUCUAGUGGCGUUAUUCAGCAAGUGUAAAACCUGGUUUUCUCCGGGUAGGAAGCUGAAUUGACAUAGGAGAGGGUCUAUAAAAUUUUGUCUAAGCUCUGCAUAAGAAGGGCAAGUCAAGAGAAUAUGUUCAGUGGACUCAACCACACCCAUGGCACAAUGACAGGUUCUCUGGGCGUAUGGUACCCCCCUGUACCUUCCCCACAAUAUCGCAGAGUCAAGGACAUUUAAUCUAGCCGCUGUAAGAAGUCUCCGGUAUUCCACAUAAUGGAUUUCUGCAAGGUAGGGGGCUGGUAUAGUCCGAUAAAUCUGGUCCCCUAGGAACGUCCCUGGUUUUACCUGGGCUAUGUCCUCUUGUCUGGCAAUGUCACUCAGUCUCCGGGAGAUCACAGCUCUAGCUUGAUUGUACGUCAUAGACUCAAAGUAGAGGUGAGAGUAGCCAGUAUGCAGUGUGUCCGCUAACAAGCCAGGCACAGUGAAAUAUCAUUUACCAGAUUCUUAAAACGCUUACACCAAAUUACAUUGAUGUCAUCUGGCAGCAGUUUUGCCAUGCACUUUGAAGACUAGACAAAACUGCCUUGGUCCCUGAACAUAGACUUAUUUCAUGGGCUCCACUGAGCAACGUUUGGUCUUUGGCUGCCUGCUGCUCUUCUGUAUACACCAGGGGGUAGCCAUUCCCACGAUCUCCAAAUGGCUGUGUCCCCUUGUAAGUGGUGCUUUGCUUUGCCUAUUGAAGUUUGUCCUUCUUAUCGCAUCCUUUUGAUUCUGAAACUUUGUUCCCUCCUCCCUCUUUUUCUCUCUUUCCUUAGGGCAAUUCCGCACCCAAGAGGCCAUGCGCACUUGGCAGCCCUUGUGAGCCAUGAAUGUGAGUCCCUUUUGUGAUCUUGCGUGAAUAGAUUGUUAGUUAUGAGAUGUUUGGGGCAAAUACGUCUAGAAGAAAAACAUUUUGAGAUACUCCCUCUGUGAUGUGGCACGUUCAAAGAGCUCUGCCUGCUUCUUUCGGACCAGUUCAGACCUACCGCUGGCACCAGGUUUUGUGGAACAGACACAGUGGUACCUUGGUUCCCAAACUUAAUCCGUUCUGGAAGUCCGUUCCAAAACCAAAGCGUUCCAAAACCAAGGCAUGCUUUCCCAUAGAAAGUGAUGCAAAAUGGAUUAAUCCGUUCCAGACUUUUGAAAACAACCCCUAAAACAGCAAUUUAACAUGAAUUUUACUAUCUAACGAGACCAUUGAUCCAUAAAAUAAAAGCAAUAAACAAUGUACUGCAGUCACACAAUCAAUCAGUAGCUGAACUGGGUUCUACACAGUCACAGAAACAAAACAAAAAAGCCACAAAAAUGCAAAAUAAAUAGCAAAAAUAGACAGACCUCAGCAUAACACUCAAAACGGAAGUGUGGCACUCAAAACGGAUUAUGUUUGGCUUCCGAAAACAGUUCGCAAACCAGAACACUUCCGGGUUUGCAGUGUUUGGGUUCCAAGUUGUUUGAGUACCAAGGCGUUUGAGAUCCAAGGUACCACUGUAUUGGCUUGGGGGGGUGUCAUUGUGUAUGAUGAUGAAUACCUCUCUCUCCCUCCCUUCUUUCAUGGAUAAAUCUGUCCCUUGCCCACUCCCUACCCAACUUCUUCUUAUUUUAAAAUUAAUUUUUCAUUAAUAACAAUCCAAUGGAGGCCACAUUAAUACAAUGCCAAAUCAUAUCAAAUCACAAUACAAUCAAAGGAGCCAAUUAAACAGUUCCGAAUUAAACAUUUUUGGAUGACUUCCUGUGUUCCGGCUAUCAGGAGUUGAUGUUAUUUCUUGAUCCUGCGCCAAUUUUCUUAAUCCAAGUUCCACAAUUCCGAUCUUAAUCCUUUGUUCUAGCAGCCACUGAUGCGAUGACUUUCGAUCGUAUUUAAUAAAUCCAAAUCCAUUAACUUGCAGAGGGGAUUUAUAUCUUGUAGCUGUGUGAAAUAUUUGUUUACCUUCUUCAUUUUCUUCAUGUUGUGAUCAGUCAAUUUUAUUCAACAUGGCCCCUCCUUCGAAAGCUCAUUUCUAGGUUUGUCACAGCUUCAUUUUGCCUCUCUGAGACCGAAAGCCGAAAGAAGUCAGGCCGCGACUUAUGGCUUACUUUCAGUGUUUAUCUCCUUGUUUCUUCUAAUGAGCUGGCGUCUCACCAAAGCCAUCAUAAAUCAGAACUAGAGCUCUCUUUAGCUGGCAAUGUUACAAAUCAUCCCAGUAUUUCACACACAGUCUAUUCUUUCAAGCAUUCCGUAAGGAAAAUUGUAAGUUCUUAUUGAAUCCCUCUUGCAUUCCAUAGAUGGUUGUAAUCAAUUAGUUAUUUCCUUCCAUUAAUAAUUCCCCUACCCAACUUCCAUCUUCUGUGUGGUCAUUGGCAUUCGGAUUAAAAUGAAACCAGGUGCACCCCUUUACCUGUUUUAAUAACAGCGACCCAUAAGAUUGAAAUUUUGUAAAGGGGAACAAGAGGGAUCUGUGGGUGGAAAGACCUGGUUAUUAUUAUUUAUUUAUUGUUAUUUAUUAAGUUAUUAUUUAUUGAGUUUAUGUACCGCCCUAUACCCAGAGGUCUCAGGGCAGUUCACAGAAUAAAACUGAAAUAUAAAACCACAAAAUAUAUACAGUGGUGCCUUGGUUUACGAACUUACUCCGUUCCAGAAGUCCAUUCUUAAACCAAAACCGUUCUUAAACUGAGGCACGCUUUCCCUAAUGAGGCCUCCCGCCGCUGGUGCCCUUCCACCAUUCGGAUUCCAUUCUAAGACCGAGGUAAAGUUUGCAAACUGGGACACUACUUCCGGUUUUGUGGAGUUAGUAAACCAAAUCGUUCGUAAACAGGACUUUUCUUAAACCAAGGUGCACUGUAACGAAAAUAAAAACAGCAACCCAAUAACCCCCCCCCCCCCAGAAAAGAGUCACAUUUUAAAAGGGCAUAGGAUGUCAAUAAGAUCAACCAAAGGCCUGGUUAAAAAGGAACGUUUUUGCCUGGUGCCUAAAGGUGUACAAUGAAGGCGCCAGGCAAACUUCCCUGGGGAGAGCAUUCCACAGACGGGGAGCCACUGCAGAGAAGGCCCCGUUCUCGUGUUGCCACCCUGCGGACCUCUCAAGGAGGAGGCACACAAAGAAGGGCCUCAGAAGAUGAUCUCAGGCUCCGGGUGGGUUCAUAUGGAAAGAGGCGGUUCUUGGGGUAUUGCAGUCCUGAGCCGUUUAAGGCUUUAUAGUUCAAAACCAGCACUUUGAAUUGGGCCCAGAAACUAAUUGGUAGCCAGUGCAGUUGGACCAGGAUCGGUGUAAUAUGCUCAGACCGUCUUGCUCCGGUGAGCAACCUGGCCGCUGAAUUCUGCACUAGCUGAAGUUUCCGAACCGUCUUCAGAGGCAGCCCUACGUAGAACGCAUUGCAGUAAUCUAACCUUGAGGUUCCCAGAGCCUAGACAAUAGUAGUUACACUAUCCCUGUCCAGAUAGGGGCGUAGCUGGGCCACCAGCUGAAGUUGAUGGAAGGCACUCUGGGCCACUGAGGCCGUCUGAGCCUUGAGCGACAGCAAGGGAUCCUGGAGCACCCCCAAGCUACGAACCUGCUCCUUCAGAGGAAGUGUAACCCCAUCAAGAGCAGGCGACCUCCCACCCAUCCGGUCUAGGGAACCACCCCCUAACAGCGCCUCAGUCCUAUCUGGACUGAGCUUCAGUGUGUUGGCUCUCAUCCACAGUUUCAGACUGAACUGAGCCAUCUAAUAUUCUGAAACACAAUGACUGCCGUGUUGUUUAGUCGUUCUUUAUUUGAGCAUCCUGCUCACGGUAAGUCUGUGACAAAUCCUUUCUUUCCUUAUAAGCAGUCUGACGUUAGCAUAAAUAUUUGCAUCCGUUUUUGCAUUCUGGAAGACUGCACAUGCUUGAGCUCUGUGUUUUGACUCCAGGUUCGUCGCUUUGUGCGGGGCUUUGGGGGUUUAAAGAAACCUUUUUAAAAUAUGCUUUUAAAAGGUAGUUAGAAGCCUUACUUGCUUGAAGUUAGCUGUUAGAAGUUGUUUGGCUUAGAGUGAAAUUCUCAGGGACUGCAUAACUUGAAACAGAACGGCCGCUAUUGGGGGAAGCUAAGCAGCGCUGCUAACUGCGGCUUUUGUUCUGUUCUGUUUUUCAGCAUACAACUUCUCCCACAGGAUAGAUCACUUGUCUUUUGGGGAGCUCAUCACGGGGGUUAUCAAUCCUUUAGAUGGCACUGAAAAGAUUGCAUCAGAUCGUAAGUGUCACUCACCUCACAGAAAAGUAUCUUUCAUGUUGUUCUAUUUUUAGCAAUGUCUUCUUACAUUAUUUAUGUUCCCCGAAUUCUUAAUAGAAUGUGAUUUUUUUGGAGGGGAGGGGGGUAUCUUCCUCAGUUGUAUGGGCUAUAAAUUGCCCUGAGUCAAAGCAAUAUUGAAAGGCAGGUUUAAAAAGUAAAAAAAAGUUCCGUUCAGCCUUACUUUACAGUUUUUAUUUCCUACUGCAAGCUUGAUUUUCUUGCCUAUCUUUCAGUCGUUAAAAAUCCAUCUUCACUUAAACUAACAGUACAAUUUUGACACUUAUGUAUGAGGUUGGUUUUUUUUUUAUCCCAUUCAAAGAAGCCCUACAGUGCAAAUAUUAUAAUUUUAUAUAAAGACUAACGUGUAUUUAAAUUCUGGGUGAGCCUUUUACUGAUUCAGAAGUAUAUUUUUUGUGUGUGUGUGAGAGAGAGAGAGAGAGAGAGAGAGAGAGAGAGACAAAAAAACCACACAUAUAAAUUUAUUUAGCAAAUAACCCAAUACUUUUAAUCAUGAUGGGUUUAGGCCAGUGGUUCCCACCUAAUCAUCUCUAAAAUCCUGAUCCCCCCCCACCCGUGAAAUAUAAUUCUUAUUAUUCAAAAAGUGAACUCCUUUUCACAUGGAGGAAGGCCAUUAACUUGGUCUAAACAUUCUCAAAUUGCCCCCCAUGGGGUGUGUGCCCCACGUUGGGAACCACGGGUUAAGGUGGACUCAGUAGGGCUUCCAAUAGGCCUCUGCUUUACCAUUGUGAGAAUAGGAUGCUGUGCAAGAAGAGCUCUUCUGGAUCUAGCCAAAGGCCCAUGAUAUUCCAGCAUCCUGUUGUCACAGUGGCCAACCAUCCCCCAGGCACUUACCCAACUUGUGAUUUCCAGAAACUGGUACCCAGAGGCAUGCAGGCUACAUUGGCUUUGGGUCUAAUCUAGCAGGGCUGCUUCCUUCCUACUCUAUGAUUCUUCAGAUCUUCUGAGAAUGCAUGUGAGGGGCCGUGCCUGUAUGUUGCAAACCACAGUAUUGGGCUACGGUUCAGCUGGUUGCCUUUAUGAAAGUUUUCGCUUGUUUUUAAAAUGCUGCGACCCACCUCAAAUCACAUCGGUGCCUGCAAGUCUGUGCCGACUGUUUCUUUCCCAAAUGGGGAGUCUUGUUUCAAUAGGUACGGGGUUUUUUUGUCUUUUAGACAACCAGAUGUUCCAGUACUUUAUCACUGUUGUGCCAACAAAACUUCAUACGUAUAAAAUCGCAGCGGAAACCCAUCAGUUUUCAGUAACAGAAAGGGUAAGUCUGUGCGGGAUGAUAACUUGGGGAAUGCCGGUGUAAGUUGUAUAUAAAUCUUGUUCAAAAAAAUAUGUAUCAAUAAAAUCUCUCUCUCGUUAUAUUGUGACCUGAUUUUCUUUUUCCAAAAAUUCACGAAUUCAAGCUCUCCCUAAAGCUUUAAAUGCUAUUGAAGGGUGGAAGUCAACUGUACUUUACUCAGAGAAGACCCACUGAAAUUAAUGGAGCCAAUUCUGUCAUGCUUGUUAAUUUCAGUGAGUCUUCUCUGAGCAAAACUGAGGCAAGAGACCAUCUUGGCUGUUAGUCCUGGAAGACCUGCUCCCUGCUUUGCAGGCCUUUUCCUCCUGGGCUGGGAGGGUGGGGCCUGGACUGACUCCAACUACAAAAGCUGAGGCUGCUGAACAGACUAUUGGGCUGGGGUGUUAUUUACUGAUACUAAUUUUUUUGUAUCUUUUUUCUAGAUCUUACAUUUGAUGUAGAAAUUGUUCAAUUUUGUUGUGUGUUUUUCUCUGUUUUAUUUAUUAAAACAGCAAACGAAUUAUCAUUGACAAAUACUACAUUUGUUACGCUUAAAUUAUGUAAUUUUUGUGUGUGUUGUAAGCUGCCUUGAGCACAGUUUUAACUUUGGAAAGGAGGUGUGCAAAUAAAAUGAGCGAUUGCUUGCCUGAUUGGUGCCAACAAGGUUGGAGUUUUGCCACCCUCACUAAAUAACAUUUCAUUUCAGUGCCACCUCACUGUUGCCAAGAAGAUACUCACAAGCUCUGUUUUCCUGUCUUGUACAAGCAACAUACUCCGUCUUUGCUUGCGCACAAUCUAAAGUUGCUAAAUUGUGUCCGGCUUUCCCCCCUGUUGCCAGGAAAGAGUGAUAAACCACGCGGCAGGCAGUCAUGGAGUGUCCGGGAUUUUCAUGAAAUACGACAUCAGUUCCCUUAUGGUGACGGUGACAGAAGAACACAUGCCCUUUUGGCAGUUUUUAGUGAGGCUUUGUGGCAUCAUUGGAGGAAUCUUUUCGACGACAGGUACGAGCUCAGAUUAUGUUGCAAGGGUUUCAUGAAGUCUAUCAAGGGCCUGUUUCCUCCUUUUGCUAUUUGAACUGUUUCCCUUCCUCCACGGCAUAAACAAGAGUAGGUUCUCCCUCUCUUCCCCCCUUUUUGUUAUUUCCCUAACUCCCACCCUGCUGACGACCGUGUCACUGCUUUUAAAUCAGUGGUAUUGGAGCGUCUCCACCCCCAUCGUUCUGCCCGGACGCUGAGGUCCAGCUCCGAGGGCCUUCUGGCGGUUCCCUGACUCACUGCGAGAAGUGAGGUUAUAGGGGACCAGGCAGAGGGCCUUCUUGGUGGUGGCACCUGCCCUGUGGAACGCCCUCCCAUCAGAUGUCAAAGAGAUAAACAACUACCUGACAUUUAGAAGACAUCUGAAGGCAGCCCUGUUCAGGGAAGUUUUUAAUGUGUGACAUUUUAAUGUAUUUUUAAUCUUUGUUGGAAGCUGCCCAGAGUGGCUGGGGAUACCUAGCCAGAUAGGCAGGGUACAAAUAAUAAAUUAUUAUUAUUAUUAUUAUUAUUAUUAUUAUUAUUAUAUUAUAUGGGAGAACAGCCACACACUCCUUAACCACGGGAGAAUUUCAGAACCCUCACAUGCUACAUUUUCAGGUGUACCUGUUUUAAAUGUGUACCUGAAGUGCAGCUGCGGCCCUCCAGAUAUCAUCGGAUUCCCAACCCCAUCAGCCUAAACCUAAAUCAGCUUAGGUUUAUCCGGUGGCCCAGAAUGAUGGGAGUUGUAGUUUAGCAACAUCUGAAGGGUCACAGGUCAUAGAGUGUGAAUGAAGAGAGAGUCUCUUCCUUUAAAUUCCGGGGAGUUUACCUUAGUGAAGACCUCACUUGGAAAAACAAUAUAACUCAGGUGGUUAGCAAGGCCCCAACAGAGACUCCAUUUUCUCAGGGUCUUGCGAAAGAACAAUGUUAAACAGCCAUUGAUGACCUCCUUCUACCGGUCCACAAUAGAAAGUGUCCUCUCAUGUUGUAUCACAGUGUGGUAUGUUGGCUUGACAGCCACGGACAGAAAGUCUUUACAGAGGGUGGUGAACACAGCACAUGAUAUCAUGGGCUGUCCCCUGAGCCCACUAGAUGACAUCGCAAGGGACCGUUGCCUUAGUAGAGCGAGAAAAAUUCUCAGGGAUGAUUCGCACCCCGGACAGCACCUCUUUAAUCUUCUACCCUCAGGCAUGAGAUACAGAAGUAUAAUCAGUGGUACCAAAAACAGUUUCUAUCCAUGGGCUGUUAGGCUGCUGAAAAUAAUAUAGUGCAACUAACUUUCGGGGUUGGUGUGUUGUGUGACAAGCACAUAGAAUGCAAUGAGAUUAAGUGUUGGCGGGGGGAGGCUCAGUUAAUUUCAUUGUACACGGGUUGUACAUUGACAAUAAAGGUAUUCUUGUUAUUAUCAUGUUUGCCAAAUGGUACCUUAACACGAGGCGUGCUGUCAGGAUGGGUUUCCAUUCCCUGUUUUGUGUGUAGCCGGUAGCUGAACGUACGAAAUGGUUCUCAUUUUAUGACUGAUUGCAAAGCUACAUGAAUAAUGAAAGAGCAGCUUUUCCAUACGUCCAAAUUGUUCUCCCUUUUGCAGGAAUUUUACACGGCAUUGGAGGAUUCAUAGUGGAAAUCAUCUGCUGUCGUUUCAGACUGGGCUCUCAUAAAUCUACAUCUGUAAGUGUAUUCUGAGGAACGGAUCUCAGUGCUUAAAUAUGUGUUUUGCCUGCCAAAGAAUUAAAAAUAAUAAUAAUAGAUGGCAUCCUUAGGGCUGAGAAUAAUAGAACACACACUUGCCAUUACUGGCAGCCCAGUGGAAUUAAAAGUCAACCGGGACGUGAUCCAGACCAUUAUAAACUACUUUAAACUCAAGGAAGCCUUAUUGAGUAUUUCCUUAUUGAGUGUACUUCUGCUUUCAAUAUUUAAUUUUAUAAAGCCACUGAGAAUGCUAGCCUAGGCCAAGGAGUCAGAAAAACUGAGAUUACCGUAUUUUUCGCUCUAUAGGACGCACUUUUUCCCCUCCAAAAAUUAAGGGGAAAUGUGUGUGCGUCCUAUAGAGCGAGUGCAGGCUGCGUGGCUAAGCCCAAAGCCAGAAUAGGGAGACGGAGCGCUGCGGAGCACUCCAUCUCGCUGUUCUAGCUUGGGGAUGGCUGCGCGCAAAGCCUCUGCAGGGCAGCGGGGCGCUGCGCUCUAAAGGCUUCAGGGAUAUUUGAGGCUGGCGGUGGGGGAAAGCAGCGCUUCCCCCCACCGCCAGCCCCACAAGCUCGGGUGAAUGCACCUUGAACGCACCUUGUUUUAGAGGGGGAGAACAAGAAAAAAAAUAUUCCCCUGUUCUUCCCCUCCUAUGGUCCGGUGCGUCCUAUAAAGCGAAAAAUACAGUACUUCUAAAGGAAGAUUUUAGAGCAGGUGAUAAUAGUAGCCCUGGGAUGGAGAUUGGGAAUCCUGCGGAGCAAUAACACUCCUCAUUAUUUGCAGUAUUGUCCAGCCAGCUCUGUCAAAAGAGGCUGAUCUCGAAAAAUCUCCUAUGAAGCUGUAUUCUGUUCAGUUCUUCUCGUCAUACUCCCCCUUUUGUCAAUAAUAAUAAUAAUAAUAAUAAUAGUAAUAGUAAUUUAUUAUUUAUACCCCGUCCAUCUGGCUGGGUUUCGCCAGCCACUCUGGGCGGCUCCCAAUCGAAUAUUAAAAACACAACGCAUCAUUAAACAUUAAAAACUUCCCUAAACAGGGAAUUAUAAUUGCUACUAUCCUCCAGAUCUGGCAAAAGGAACCAAUGCAGAGAAUAGUAACUCCUCUCUACCAGAAAGGAAGAUCCAGGGAUACACUUGCUCUUCUAGUUGUGAAACUCGCGCAAUCUGGUUUUGAUGUUUCCAGAUCUGCUACUCAACACUCUUUCUUUGGAACAAUCAUUGGUACCAACUGGGGGGGGGGGGGGAGAACAUUCCCAUAUAUAUUUUUGUUGGUUCAUGGGUACUUUAUGACCCAUGGGGUCUAGGCAGAUUAUCCCUAUGCUGAACCCAGUGAAAUGAAAAAUUGGGCAAAAUGUUCUUUGGAUCUGAUCUAGGGUUUCAGAAUCUCAGAUGAGCUAGAUUGCUUCCGGAACAGAAUUCCAAGAGCUGGAGUGAGGAAUUCCAGAUUUACAAAGAUCUGGUAUUUGCAGCUGGAAAGGGAGUCUUUUGUCUGGUCUAUAAAGAUUUUCCAGCAAAUAUUUAAUUAUUGGCUAAAAACUUGAGGCACAGCUGAAUUUUAGUCCACUGAGAGAACAAUCCUGGCAUCAAAAUAUGAAGUUUACUCCGGAAACUUGGCUAUUCAGAGAACUUCUUAAAAAAAUAAUAAUUUAUUUUUCAGAUUAUAAAAAUUUACAAACAAUUAUCAGACAACCAACGUAGAAAGGGAAUUCCGAAGAAUCUCCUGAGCUUCCCUCCUCCCCUUUGUGGGUCCUUAUAUUAACCUUUUCCUCCUGCAUCUUGUCUAUUAAUCCUAAUCUAUUAAAACUCCAGUAUACCCCAAAUUCAACAUAAAGCUUCAAGUGUUAUUCCAAUCCUACUAAUAAUUUUAAUUGUUUACAGUGGUUUUUAAGGUAAAUUAUAUAUUUCCCACAUUCCUGAUUAAAAUUUGGUCUUCCUGAUUUCUGAUUCUUCCAGUCAUUUUUGCCAAUUCGGCAUACUCCAUCAACUUGAUCUGCCAUUCUUUCUCUGGUUGGGACUCUGUCAUCUUUCCAUCUCUGGGCCAAUAACAUCUGAGCAGCAGUGGUUGCGUACAUAAAUAGUCUUUUCUGAUCUGUUAAAUUUUGGCACCUAGAAUUUCUAAAAGGAAAGCUUCAGAGAACUUUUUUCCCCAAGAGAUUUUUAUUUUUUUUAACAAUACUUUUGUGAAGUGUGUUGAAGUUUUAUUACAACCGGGUGGUCUAUAAAUCUUGUGAAAUAAAUACAGAAAAUCCCCUACACCUCAGUUCACUGCCUGCUCCUGAGUGAGGUCCUGUUGCAACACUGGGUCCAAGCAGAUGCUCACACCAGUAUUCCCAAACUGAGUUCCCCAUUGGCUUUAUGGGGUUUAUUUGUGGAAAAAUAUUAGGCGGAUGCGAGGAAGCGGGCGGCAGUAAAUGAAAAACAGAUAGAACGAAUAAAGUGACUUUUUUUCCUGCUUCGCUUUCUCCUUUGUAGGUCCCAGUCCAAGAUGGCCACCUAAACAACCACGUACCUCUGGUGACAGAAGACGCUAUGCAGUAACACCUCCUUCAGAAACUCUCUCCCUUUCUUUCUGCCUGACGCAGAAGACAUUUUUAUAACGAAACAUUGUGCAAUAUGUUAAGACCGUGCUAAUGGGCAGCAGAAAUAAUCAAGCCUUUGAAAAGGGAAAAAAAAGGAAAAAGCAACCAACCAACCAACCAACCAACCAACCAACCAUAUCUGUGUGACUUGUCUGUCCUUUUAAGAAUUCAGAAAGAGGCCAUGGAAUCUUCCGGAAUGAGCAAGACUGUGGAUGUGUCUGUAGUUCACAGCAGGACUCGACUCUUCCACAUAAACAGAAUUUGGGCCUUGAAAUAUCAACGUACAGCACUCUAGAUUCCAGGUUUUGCCUAUUUCUGACCAAAACUAUCCGCAGACGUGUGAAAUGUGUAUUUUUCAAUAUACAGUGUAGCAGGAUAAUUAACAGAACUUGCUUCAGAAUUGAAGUUUCAUUAUGGGUUGUUUUUUUAGAAAAGAAAACAGCAGCAGCAGCAGCAGCAGGUAACAUAAGACGUAUUUUAACUGCUAUAAUUGGAAUAUGGAAAUCAAACACAUGAAAGGAAGCAAAUUG